Messenger RNA from Dioscorea cayenensis subsp. rotundata (Guinea yam), 3498 nucleotides. RefSeq names its product retinoblastoma-related protein-like. Bases 194 to 3217 code for a protein of 1007 amino acids. The record is from RefSeq and is a predicted model, not a curated record. Gene Ontology annotation, molecular function: RNA polymerase II transcription regulatory region sequence-specific DNA binding. Gene Ontology annotation, cellular component: nucleus; chromatin; transcription regulator complex. Lineage: Eukaryota; Viridiplantae; Streptophyta; Magnoliopsida; Dioscoreales; Dioscoreaceae. Gene Ontology annotation, biological process: cell differentiation; negative regulation of G1/S transition of mitotic cell cycle; regulation of transcription by RNA polymerase II. The transcript has 18 exons.
UGGAAUCCUCUCCGUGAUCCACACCAAACCCUAGCGCCUCCGCCCCAAAAUUCGCUGACAAAACUCCCAUUUCCACCGCUGCUGGUGGUGGAUCGAAAGCCUCUGGAGCUGAAAUUGAGGAUUUGGGUCGAGAUCCAGGGAUUGGAUUGGUGGGUUGGUUGGGGAUUUGUGUUGGAGUUCAGCGGAGGAGCUUAUGGAGGAGUCUAAGCCUUUGAUUUCUUUCCGGGGGGAUGAUGGAGGCGCAAUGGAAGCGCGGUUCGUUGAUCUAUGCAAGAAUGGAGUUGGUUUGGAUGAGAGUGCGGCGAUGCAUGCCGUGGUCUUGUACAAAGAGAGCAAGCACAUUCUCUUGGCAACCAUGUCUUCAAUUGGGAGUGGAUCGCCGGAAGAGAUUGAGAGACUUUGGUCUGCUUUUGUUCUGUACUGUGUGACGAGGCUAAGCAAAGGGAGAAAGCAGGAGGAUGAGAAAGGGGUUACAUUGUGCCAGAUCCUGAGGGCAUCUAAAGUGAAUGUGGUGGAUUUCUUCAAAGAAAUGCCUCAGUUUUAUCUGAAGGUUGGAUAUAUUCUGGUUUCUCUAUAUGGAUCUGACUGGGAGAAGAGACUUGAGUUAAAGGAGUUGCAGGCUGAUAUUGUCCACUUGCGUGCCCUUAGCAGGUACUAUAGGCAAGCAUAUCAGGAGUUCUUUAUGCCAAGCCAAAGCAGUGGCCCGCAUUCUGCAUUUUGUAACAAUAAAGGAUACAUUUCAGACUACCAUCGUUUUGGAUGGUUGCUAUUCUUGGCUUUACGUGUUCACGCAUUCAGCCAGUUCAAGGAUCUUGUGACCUGUACCAAUGGAUUGGUAUCUAUAUUGGCCAUACUUGUCCUCCAUGUUCCUGUACACCUCAGAACUUUUACCAUGCAAAAUGCCCCACGCUUUGCAAAGAAAUCAAACAAUGGUGUCAACCUUCUUGCUUCUUUGUGUGACAUGUUUCACACAUCUGAAGAUGAGUUGAAGAGAACACUUGAACAAACUAAUAUCUUGAUUGCUGAUAUAUUGAAAAAGAAACCAUGCCCAGCUUCACGAUGCAAAAGUGAAACCCUGCAUCAUGUUGACACAGAUAACUUGACAUAUUUUGAAGAUCUACUGGAGGAAAGUUCACUGCAAUCAAGUUUGGCCAUUUUGGAGAAGGAUUAUGAUGAGGCUAUUUACGUCAAAGGUAUCAUAGAUGAAAGGUUGUUUGUGAAUGAUGAGGAUAGUCUUCUUGGCAGUGGAAGCUUAUCUGGAAAUGCUAUACACAUAUGUGGCACAAAGCGGAGAUUUGAUGAAAUUGCAUCUCCAACUAAGACAAUAACAAGUCCGUUGUCACCUCCAAGAACUCCUUCAUCAACAAUAAAUGCUAGUAUUGUUGGUAAUUUGAAGAUGACCCCCAUUACACCUGUGAGCACUGCCAUGACAACAGCAAAGUGGCUGCGGAAUGUCAUUUCUCCACUUCCUUCAAAACCUUCACCAGAGCUUGCACUAUUCCUUUCAUCUUGUGAGAGAGAUUUAAGCAGUGAUGUUGUGCGUAGGACAAACAUAAUAUUGGGCGCAAUUUUCCCGACCAGUUCCCUUGGCGAGCGAUGCAUUACUGGAAAUCUGCAGAGUGCAAAGUUGACGGAUAGUAUAUGGGCAGAACAAAGAAAGAUGGAAGCUUUAAAGUUAUAUUAUAAGGUUCUGGAAGCAAUGUGCAGGGCAGAAUCCCAGAUACUGAAUGGGAAUAAUCUUACAUCACUGUUAUCAAAUGAACGUUUCCACAGAUGCAUGCUCGCAUGUUCAGCUGAGCUUGUUCUGGCUACACACAAGACAGUCACUAUGAUGUUUCCUGCUGCUUUGGAGAGAGCAGGUAUCACUGCUUUUGAUUUGAGCAAAGUUAUUGAGGGUUUUGUAAGACAUGAAGAAACACUUCCUCGAGAGUUAAAACGCCAUUUGAAUUCUCUGGAAGAACGACUCUUGGAGAGCAUGUCAUGGGAAAAAGGGUCAUCAAUGUACAAUUCCUUAAUUAUUGCAAGACCAGCUCUCGCUGCAGAAAUAAACCGUUUGGGACUACUAGCGGAACCAAUGCCAUCUCUUGAUGCAAUUUCUAUACAUUAUAACAUUCCAAAUGGAAACUUGCCACCUCUGCCUUUUCAAAAGCGUGAGACAUUAACAGAUCAAAAUGGUGAUGCUAGUCCAAAGGCAGUAAGUAAUGAACAACGAAUUGUCUUGGUGGAGCGCAAUUCCUUCACAUCACCUGUUAAGGAGCGUUUGCUGUCCUUUAAUAGUCUCAAGUCCAAGUUACCACCUCUGCAAUCUGCUUUUGCAAGUCCAACACGCCCCAACCCUGCAGGAGAGGGGGAAACUUAUGCUGAGACAGGGAUUAAUGUUUUCUUCAGUAAGAUUAUAAAGCUGGCUGCUAUUAGAAUCAGAAGCUUGUGUGAAAAGCUGCAGCUGUCUCCUCAAAUUUUAGAGCGUGUUUACUGUCUUUUCCAACAAAUUCUUAGUCAACGAACUGCUCUUCUUUUCAAUCGUCAUAUUGAUCAAAUUAUUUUAUGCAGCUUUUACGGUGUUGCUAAGAUUUCUCAAUUAACCCUGACUUUUAAGGAGAUCAUCUACAACUACAGAAAACAACCACAAUGUAAACCUCAGGUCUUUCGCAGUGUCUUUGUUGAUUGGCCUUCGACAAGCCGCAAUGGGAGAACAGGGCAGGAACAUGUUGAUAUUAUUACCUUCUACAAUGAGGUAUUUAUUCCAUCUGUCAAGCCUUUACUGGUGGAUUUAGGACCCACUACAGCUAGCGAGAAGCAUACCAAGUUUCCAGAUGACAAAAGCAAUGCCGAGGGACAACUUCCAGGAUCACCUCGGUUAUCUCCUUUCCCUAGUUUGCCAGAUAUGUCUCCUAAGAAAGUUUCUGCUUGUCAUAAUGUUUAUGUUUCUCCCUUACGAUCAUCAAAGAUGGAUGCUUUGCUUUCACCCAGCUCCAAAAGCUACUAUGCCUGCGUCGGCGAGAGCACUCAUGCUUACCAAAGCCCAUCCAAAGAUCUCACAGCCAUCAACAACCGCCUAAAUUGCAGUAAAAAAGUCAAUGGAAGGCUAAACUUCGACAUUGUGAGUGAUUCAGUUGUAGCUCGGAGCUUCGGCCCUCAAAACGGCAGUUCUGGCUCUUCAUCAUCUGCUGCCACGGUGAACUUACAAGUGAAGCAUGAGCAGCCUGAUUCACAUUAACUUUCUUAUGCUAUGUUUGGUAUGAAGCCCAUAUUUACGUGGCUGUUUAUUCUAAUCUUUUUUUUUUUUAAUUUUCUUUUAAAUUGUAUGUAUAUAUGUGUUUGAUGGAAAUUAGGUCAAAGCGAGCAGUAGUUCCAGAUCCAUUUGUAAAAUAAACCCACCCUAAUUAGCUGCUCAGCUUGCUUGCUAUUGCUACAUAAAUUAGUUUAGAGGUUUGUUUCCCAGCCAAUCUAAUGUAACACAAUUUUCGUUUGUUUCUCAUAAUUUUCUAUUUUUUGCUU